Messenger RNA from Macrobrachium nipponense, 3581 nucleotides. Its product is annotated as BTB/POZ domain-containing protein 9-like. Lineage: Eukaryota; Metazoa; Arthropoda; Malacostraca; Decapoda; Palaemonidae. Gene Ontology annotation, molecular function: protein binding. The record is from RefSeq and is a predicted model, not a curated record. Bases 287 to 1771 code for a protein of 494 amino acids. The transcript is spliced from 11 exons.
GAUUGUAAUCGUGGUUUAGAAGAACCGUCGUAGUUACUACCAGUCGUAUUUUGAAUUUUGCUGGCGUCAAUGAUCAAGUUAUCAUAGACGGUUCUUGGGAACUUGAGAAAAGUAGGAGUUAUGUGUUAUUUUGGAUGAAAGAACAGCGUGUUUUGCACACAGCAGCGCAGCCGCUGGCUGGAGACUUCAACGGGUUGAUCGUCUUCGUCGGAUGUCAGAGGAUAAGAUUCCUGUUGCACUGAAUAAUUAUAGCUGCUUUAGAUAGUUUUAUAGUUUCAGUCUCAGCAUGGGUACAAGGGUUGGAGGAGGGAUUCACUUCUCAGACAAAUCAUUGGUAGGGGUGUCGCGUCUUUUAGAGGACCUACAGCAUCUGUUGGAAGACAAAGACUCUGCCGACAUCAUAUUUGUUAUUGGGCGUGAAGAAACCCACAUCGCUGCACAUAAACUUAUACUGAAGGCUAGAUGUAAAAGCUUUGUUGAGGCAUCAGGAGGUGAAAUAUGCGUCAUACCAGGCAGUACUGUCACCCCAGGGAGUCCCCAUACAACUAUUCGUCUGCCACAAUACCAGCCAAAUAUAUUUCGACAAGUUAUAAGUUACAUCUAUACAGGCAAAGUUGUGAUGAGUGAUAAUGAUGUUUUUGAAGUCUAUGGUGUUGGUCAUGACUUGGGCCUUGAAGAACUCUGCCAGCAUUGUGAAGAUCACAUCGCCACUACUAUGACUCCUCAUAAUGCAUGUACAUUUCUCAUGGCAGCCCUCAAAAUGGAACAGCGAACUGGAGGUAGUAAAGGUAGUCGUGCUUUUGUUGAUCGCUGUGUGGCUUAUAUUGGAGAAAAUGCCCUCGAGUGUAUGCAGACAACAUCGUUCUUGAAUCUAUCAAGAGAAGCCUUAAUAAGGCUUAUCUCAUCAGACAAUUUAGCUUUAGAAGAGGAAGAUGUAUGGAGAGGGGUUCUUAGUUGGGCCAAGUAUGGUGCAGGUGUUACACAGCCAACUGCUCACUGGACUGAAGAGGAGAGACUACGUGUUUGUCAGCAAUUACCAGGUGUCAUCAAUCAUGUGCGCCUCUUACUUAUUGAUAGUCAAGUUUUUGCUGAAGAAGUGGAACCUACUGGGGCAGUACCGAUGGAACUAUCAUUGGAACGCUACCGCUAUGCUGCUUUACCAAACAAAUUUAAGGAUAACUCUACCAAUGAAGAUAAAAGAUUACAACCUAGGGUUUCAUUAAAGUUAUUUGCUGGCUCACAGCUACUUGUCAAUGAAAAGAUGUCAUUGCAGCGUGUUCUUAACAACUGGUAUGGUGUAAAUAAACAAAUGUGGAGGCUUGUUUAUCGUGCAUCUACCCAUGGUUAUUCAGCAGAUGCAUUUCAUCGACAUUGUGAUGGUGUUGCUCCAACAUACACUAUUGUUAUGGGCCAGCAUGGAGAAAUCUGUGGUGGAUUUAGUGAUGUUCCUUGGGGCAAAACUACCAUGAAAGGACGCUAUGUUGCUUCUGACAAGGCAUUCCUAUUUACUCUUGUCAACAGUCAGGAUUGUCCUCCAACCAAAUUUCCAGUUGUCAAGAAAAUGUUUGCUAUUUGUUACCACCCAGACUGUGGGCCAAUAUUUGGGGCAGGUGCAGAUCUCUUUAUUGCUGGGAAUUGCAAUCAAAAUUUGGAGAGUUAUUCUAACCUUCCACAUUCUUAUGAUGGGGAAAAUGCAUCAUGUAAUACCUUGAUGAGUGACUACAACUUUACUGUGUUGGACUAUGAAGUCUUUACCCCGUAUGGAAAGUGAGGGAAUCACUUAAGGAAUUUAAAGGUUAUGUGUGACUAGUCCUGAAAUUCAGUUUCGGCCAGGACUUACAGUUGUUUAGUCAUAAAUUAGAACCAUGGAACUCCGUUUUUGGGACUUCCAUUAAAUAACACUCAUAGGAGACACUACUUCAACAUGUGGAUUACCUUUGCUUGAUGAAGAGUGGCAGUAAGGCUAGUUAUGAGGACGUGUGCAAUUCAUUGAAAUUCCACUUGUGUAUGGUACGUAUGCUACAAUAAUCCAGACUAGGACUUGGGUCUGAAUUAGGUGAGCUUUUUAAAUUGACUGGGAAGUACUAGUGUCUUCAAAGUUUGCCAGCCUGUAAGAUAUGCGUUUUUAUUUUUGCAAGAAAAUUUUUUAAUAUUGCAUCAUGUCAAGUACUGUGUUUUUAGAGUGAAAACUUACUAUUCACGGUAUUAAGUGCACAGUGUAGAUGAUGAGUUUUAGUUAAUAUUAGUUCACUGAGCACCGAUGUCAUAGUGAUGCAAAAUAAUUAAUAAAAAUUAAGUAAAUGUUGAUGAUUAAAGAUUUUUGUUGUUUGCUGUUGCUUUGUUUCUGUGUAUGGAGAUAUAUUUUCAUUAGCAUUACAUACUACAUGUAUGGUAUAGAACUUAAUUUGUCAACAAGUUUAUUUAAUGUUACCUGCAAUUUCACAAUUCUUUUAUUCAUGUCAUUGUGUAAAUGAUUUUUUCUAUACAUACUGCUAGUAUUUCAUAAAUAAUUUUCAUGGGCAUAUUGAGUGUACUCUGUGUUCAUGCAGCAACUUUGAUAUUUUCCUUGAAAAUAUUUUUACAAUGAGUAAUGCAUUUUUUCUUUAUUUUACUAUUCUUCUCGCAUGAAAAAUAUCCAUGUAACAGGGUUUAUGUUAUUUAUGCAUACCACUUAUAAGCUGGCAAAUACAGUACACAGCACAAUGUACAAGUACUUGUAGCUUGGUUAUUGUAUAGUAGAAGCUGAAAGCUUUAUUUAGUUGCCAUAUUGUUGGUGUUUAUGAAGCAAAAGUACAUUAGAUUCUAUUUAGCAUAUCAGUUUUAAGUAGGACUUAGUUUCAGAUCUUGUAUUCUUAAGUUACAGUUGACCCCCGGUAUUUGCGGGGGAUAGGGACCACAACCACCCAUGAAUAGCUAAUAUCCAAAAGUACUUGCGACCUACCUUAAAGAAUUGGCGAAGCUGUGUAUGCCGAAUCACAUAUAACUGGGGGUUGACUGUAGUUUUGUUGUACAUGUACUAAGAUAGAUUUUAGUCAGUAGAAUAUGUUAUAGAAUUAUUUUUCUUUAGGAUCUCUGAAUUUUGUAUAGACUAGUUUUAAAUAAUGUUUUACAAAGAAACCAGUUGUUAAAUUUUUUACUGGCAUUUACUCACAAAUGCCAAAUACUUAAAUCCUUCAAAAACAAGUUAAUUUGAAGGGUUCUGUAAUUAUAAGAUACUUUAAGUAGGUUAUAUUACUCAUGAUGUUCCUUGUAGUACUUGUAUGACCAUAUCAAUAACUAACUUUUUUGUUCGUACCUUGGGUUUUAAGACUUCUUUUGUCAUUAUCUGUAACUGGUGGGAAAUAUUUGGCAAUCACAAGUUUGGAAAUUUGCAAGAAUUGUGCUUUGUUUUGAGAACUCUUGAUUUCUUGUUUGAAUGUUGCUGGCAACAUCAUGAAUGUGUUAUAUACUGAUUGCUCCAUAUUUUUAUUUUUAUAUAAACAAGCCCAAUAAUAGUUGUCAUGAAUUUCAUAGGCAUUGAAUAUUCAUUCUUUUUAGCAAGGAAAUUGCACAGGAGAAAAAAUAAAGAUUUUGAGAGUACA